AUGGCAUUCUCAACAAAAUCGGAUUUUCUUUUCAGAAAACCAGCAGAGUUCAGAUUUCGAUCCAAACAGAAUCAAUCCAACUCACCUCGGUACAAUUCUCCUUCUUCAACCCAAGAAGCGGAAACUCCUUCUCCAAAAUCGACACAACCUCAUCAGCCCCUCCCAGAAACAACACGGCUGGUCAAUGGAACCUCUACAGAGUCGGAGUCUCGGACAGGAGCGGUCGUUGUCGCGGCGGCCAGAGGGCUAGUUUCCUUGGUGCUCGCGGACCCAGUCUCGGUGGCUGGCGUGGUGGCAGCGAGUCGCAAUGGUGGGUCUUCUACCAAUCCCUCAGUGCGCGCAGAGGCGCGGGUUUUGGUCUCGUCGGAGAAUACCAAUGAGGUUUUGGAGAGUGGCGAUAAGGGGAAGAGUGAGGAGAGUGUUGUCGCAGAGAGAGAUGGAGGAGAUGCAGCGGCACGAGGAAGAAGUUCUGGUGGAUCAAAAGCUUCUCAGCAGAAAAUAAAAAAUCAAAUACAAUAUAAUCCUUUGAGGUUUCCACAAUCACCUUUUAAUCACCAUUACAAAAGUAUUGAAAGAGGAGCAAGAAAUGAAGAAAGCAAUACAAAUUAUGCUGUGAAAGCCGUCACUGUGCCAUCUUCUGAGUCAGAAUCUGAAGCUUCCAACUCCAAAAGCAUUGUGGAGUCUGUCAAAGAUUUCAUGGUCGUUUUGUACCAAUUUAUUUACCCUUACACCGUGUAUGCUCGAACAUCAGCUGCAAUUUCCGCGUCUCUCAUUGCAGUAGAAAAACUAUCAGAUAUAUCUCCAUUGUUUUUUAUUGGUUUGUUACAGGCUGUGCUACCUCACUUGUUCAUAGAUCUUUACGUUAAUGGAGUUAAUCAAUUGUUUGACUUUGAAAUAGAUAAGAUAAACAAGCCACAUCUUCCAUUGGCGUCUGGGAAAUUAUCCUUCACAAAUGGUGCCUUUAUUAUUGCCUCAUCUGCAAUCUUGGGUUUAGGGCUUAACUUGAUGAUAGGUUCUCCACCAUUGAUUUGGAACUGUGUGUUGUGCUUUGUAUUAAUCACUUGCUAUUCAGUGAAUUUGCCUUUCUUACGAUGGAAGCAAUAUCCGGUGGUGGCAGGAUUAUUCACGACUAUUAGUUGGACAUUGUUAUUUCCAAUUUCAUACUUCCUUCAUAUGCAGACGUUUGUGUUGAAGAGGCCACUUGUGUUUACAAGAUCAUUCAUUGUUUCUCUGUUGUUCUUGAGUUUCUACUCUGCUGGUAUAGCAUUAGCCAAGGAUAUACCUGAUGUAGAAGGAGAUACAAAACAUGGCAUUGAUUCUUUCGCAGCACGUUUAGGCCAGAAAAAAGUAUUUUGGAUUUGUGUUUUCCUUCUUGAAAUGGCAUUUGGAAUUGCCUUCUUGGCAGGAGCGUCAUCUUCGUCUCCCUUUUGGAUUAAAUUUGUCACGGGUGUAGGAAAUGUUGUUCUUGGUUCAAUUCUCUGGAACCGGACCAAAUAUAUAGAUGUGACAAGUGCUGCUUCCACUAAAUCCUUCUAUUCAUUUAUCUGGAAGUUGAUGAUGGUGGCACACCUUCUCCUGCCUUUAAUUAGAUAA
This is a messenger RNA of Vigna unguiculata (cowpea), 1593 nucleotides long. RefSeq names its product glycinol 4-dimethylallyltransferase-like. The record is from RefSeq and is a predicted model, not a curated record. Lineage: Eukaryota; Viridiplantae; Streptophyta; Magnoliopsida; Fabales; Fabaceae. Gene Ontology annotation, molecular function: transferase activity, transferring alkyl or aryl (other than methyl) groups. Gene Ontology annotation, cellular component: membrane.